This is a messenger RNA of Coniophora puteana RWD-64-598 SS2, 1851 nucleotides long. RefSeq lists its product as uncharacterized. The record is from RefSeq and is a predicted model, not a curated record. Bases 1 to 1851 code for a protein of 616 amino acids. Gene Ontology annotation, molecular function: acid-amino acid ligase activity. NCBI's taxonomy places the organism in Eukaryota, Fungi, Basidiomycota, Agaricomycetes, Boletales, Coniophoraceae. Gene Ontology annotation, cellular component: cytoplasm. The transcript is spliced from 7 exons.
AUGUACGGCGGGGACGACGCUGUUCGCCAAAAGGCUGACUCAAGAUCCCUCCGAACACGCAGCAUGACGAAUUCCUGGUACCCCAGUGACAUCGCCCCCCUCCCUUCUCUCGGCGCCGACCUCGCUUCGCAGCUACAGACCAAAGUCGAGGACACAUUGCGGGGCAUCAUCAGCCGCAACCUCUUCAAUUCGCAGUUCGGCCGCACCUCCGACUUGUUGGCGGGCCUCCGCCGCUCGCUCACUGGCGCGAACUUGGACGACCCUAAAAUAUGCGCGGACGCCUUCGCCGCGGCGGACCUCCCGCUGACCGAAUACGACAUCUACGAGCCGUACAUCGCCAAGUUCACGCAGCGCUCGCCCGCGCGCCUCUCCGACGUCGCGGACCUCCUCGCGCCCGGGCUACCCCGCAACCUCGGCAAGUCGAGCUCGACGUCGGGGAAGGCGUCGAAGCUGAUCCCGAACUACUGGCGCGACGUCAAGAGCGGCGCGCCGUCGUACCUCAAGCCGGGCUCGUCGCCGUUUAGGAGUAAGGAGGGCGGGGUGAUGUGUAUACCGGUUUUUACGGGGUAUAUGAGCUUUGUCGACGUUUGCGACGAUGAAACCGGCGGUGUGACGCGUAUACCGAGCGCUGCGGGUACUGCGUAUGCCUCGAGAGCUGCUUGGGGAUUCACCGAUUUUGAGCGCGACCAUGAGCGUCUUUCGGAAUCGAUCCCCGGGCUGACCGCACCGUUCGGCGUGGGCCUCAUCGUCAACUACCGCUCGCUCAUGCUCACGCACGCUGCCUUCGCGCUCGCCGAGCCCGCGAUCGACACGCUGAGCAUGCUGUGGUCGACCGCGUUCGUGGACUUUGUCCGGUGGAUCGACGAAGAAUGGGACGUGCUCGUGAGCGCGAUCGCGAAUGGGGAGCUGCCGCGGUUUCCGGACACGGAGAGUGUGCAUUCGGCUGUUGCUACGACGUUCCGUGCGGAUACAAAGCGAGCGCGGGAGCUGCGCAUGAUUGGUCCGCCCUCGCGUACCACUGAGGGAUGGGCGGUGAGGGUCUGGCCUCAGCUCGAGGUGCUUUCGGCCAUCUGCAGUGGGACGUUCGAGCGCGUUUUACCGCAGGUCAGAGCAUACAUUGGCCCGAGUAUCAUAAUUCGCAAUCCUGUGUACGCUUCGUCGGAGUGUGCGAUGGGUAUCUCGUACCAUGAUCAGGUGUUCAACGUCAUCAAGACGCUGAACGACGGAUACAUUGAGAUGCUCGAGAUCACCGCUGACGGCGGAGACGGAGAGCUCAAGAAGCUUUGGCAAGUAGAGAAGGGUAAACUAUAUGAGCCGAUCGUAACGACGUACGACGGCCUUUGGCGCUAUCGGAUCGCUGACGCCAUACAAAUCGUCGGCUUUGACCCUACUGACGGGACGCCUCUGCUCAAGUACAUAGAACGUCGCAACCAAUCCAUGAGACUACCUCAUGCAUUGAUCACGCAGGCAGAUAUCGCCGAGGCCGUGUCUCACGUUGAUAGGCUGAAGCACGCCGAGUUCACGACAUGGCUGGACGAUCGCAAGGUGCCGCCUUGUGUCGGUUUCUUUGUGGAGGCAUCCCCAGGCGAUAGACUCAUCCCAUCCGAAGCCCGAGACGCAUUACUGAGCGGCUUGAUCAACGCGAACGAGAACUUCGCCGUCGGUGCAACAAAGGGUUCUUCCGUCAAACCAUCCAUCCGGCUCCUUUCUCCCGGAUCGUUUGGGGCGUUCAGGAACUGGAAAGGAGCGACGAACGGGACAGGGAGCUCGCAGAUCAAGGUGCCGCUGAUUAUGGUGGAUCCGAAAGGUCAGGAAUUUACGUUGUCGAGGGUGAUUGAUGAGGUGCGGUAG